ACCCAGCAUCUCCAGAUAGGACUGGGGGGAUGGAUUGUCUAUCUAAAACCCUAGAGCACUUGUUUCCAAUGAACUAAGUACUACAGAUCUUCUGUUUUUCCAAAGCCAAGCCAUGGACUCCCUACUUUUGAAUACCUGAGACCUGGGACCUUCUCAUGAGGACUGGAGCCUUGCUUUUACUUCUAAGGGGAAAGUUGGAACCGGGCAGCAGUGCACAUGAGAAGGUCCCACGUUUGAUCCCCUGCCAUUUCCAAGCAGGGCUGGGAAAGGCUCCCUGCCUGGAAAUACUGGAGAGCUGCUGCCAGUCAGUGUAGACAAUACUAAGCCAGAUGGAGCAAUGGGUCUGGCUCAAUCUAAGUCCAUUUCCUCUGUUCCUGUCACAAAUCAUUCCCAAGCAAACCAGCUCUUCAUUGUGGACCGCUGACUAUUUUGACUCCUCUAAUGGCUUCUGGACUCCAACUCCCAUCACAUCUGACCUUUGAUCUUCCUGGCUGGGGCUGAUGGGAGUUGGAGUCCAGCAAGAUCACGAGGGCAGCUCCUUCCCCAUCUUUACGUACUGAAAAAGUGAGCUCUUUCCCCCACCUUACAUAGCUAGCUAGCUAAAACGGAGUCACAUCCAGUGCCGGAUUUACAUGCAGGCUGAGCAGGCCGCAGCCCAGGGCCUCCUAAUCUAGGGAGCCCUUGGCCUCUUGCAAAAAAAACCAGGCAGAUUUUACAACCUAGGCCAAGUUGCUUGGUAACAGUAAAGAAGAGAACGUGGUUUUAUUUCUCGUGAUCAGAUGCUGCUAAGUUUGGACCUCCCAAGGUCUCCCAGUCCAGGGGCUCCAGUUGCUUCAAUCUGGGCCUGGUCACCUGUGUAGAAGGGUGCUGUCAGCAAGCCUGAGAGAACCACAAGGUACCCAGGAGAAAAAUGGGUGUAAGCGGUGUUGGAGGAGCCUAAGAGGGGAAGAAGCCCAGAACAGGCAGGUGAACAAACUGAGCAUCCUCUGUGGUCACAGAAUCCAAUUUUGCGUGGGGAGGCUAAAUGGAAUGGAGCAUCAGAAGAGAGGGCAUGGCUGGCUGGCCGGCCGGCCCACUGAACAGAAGCAUAAAGGAAUCCACCCUUUCUGCUUAUGGAUCUCGGAGCAUCGUCCAUCUCUAAGAAGACAUCCCUCGAGGAUUCAGCCGCUGAGCCACAGGCUUCCGCCCCAAGUUGCUGCAGGGAAUUAUGCCGAUUUAUUCCUUCCAACUUCUGGCAAGAAACAAAGAAAAUUUUGGUGCUGGCAGGGCCGCUGACACUCAUCCAGUUACUCGUAUUUAUGAUCCAUGUCGUCAGCACAAUAUUCUGUGGCCACCUUGGCAAGGUCGAGCUGGCUUCUGUCACCCUUGCCAUUGCGGUUAUAAAUGUAACAGGCAUCUCUGUUGGAUUUGGGUUGUCUUCAGCUUGCGAUACGUUAAUAUCACAGACGUAUGGAGGGAAGAAUAUGAAAAGGGUGGGCACCAUCCUGCAACGGGGGAUCCUCAUUCUGCUUCUCUGCUGCUUCCCCUGCUGGGCUGUCUUCGUCAACACAGAGCAGCUCCUCCUACUCAUCCGACAGGACCCAGAUGUCUCCAGGCUCACACAGGUUUACGUCAUGAUCUUCAUCCCAGCGCUUCCCGCGACGUUUAUUUACCAGAUCCAGAUGAGGUACCUGCAGAAUCAGAGGAUCAUCUGGCCUGAGGUUCUGUGCGGCAUUGCUGGAAACAUCGUCAAUCUGAUUGCAAAUUAUGUCUUCCUCUACCAGCUUCACAUGGGGGUUAGGGGCUCUGCCUGGGCCAACACCAUCGCACAAUAUUCGCAAGCCAUUGCCCUCUUCCUGUACAUCAAAUGGAAAAAGCUUCACGCUGAAACUUGGGGAGGAUGGUCCACCGAAUGCCUCCAGGAAUGGGACGUGUUUAUGGCCUUAGCUGUUCCCAGCAUGCUCAUGACCUGCAUUGAAUGGUGGACCUUCGAAAUCGGAAGUUUUAUGAUAGGUCUCCUCGGUGUCCUAGAGCUGUCGUGCCAAUCCAUCAUUUACGAAGUGGCCACAAUCGCCUACAUGAUUCCGUUUGGGAUCAGCGCAUCUGUUAGCGUCCUGGUGGGGAACGCCUUAGGGGCUGGGAACUUCGAGGAAGCCCGGAAAUCCUUCGUGGUCUCCAUUUUGUGCACAGUGUUUUUUUUCCUGCUGAUGGGCACCCUCACGGCAUCCACAAAGGACGUCCUAGCUUAUAUAUUUACCAGCGAUGAGGAGGUAGUUGAACUCGUGGCAAAGGUCAUUCCCGUCUACGUCGCUUUCCACUUUUUCGAAGCCCUUUGCUGUACCACCAGCGGGGUCCUGCGUGGCACCGGGAAACAGAAGCUUGGCGCCAUCUUCAACGCCGUCGGGUACUACGCCGUGGGAUUGCCCGUGGCCAUCGUGCUGGUUUUCGUGGCCAAAAUGGGACUCAUAGGCCUCUGGCUGGGCAUGUUGAUAUGCGCCCUUAUCCCUUGCAUAUGCUCUAUAACCUACAUUGGCCGGAUGAACUGGAAGCAGGCGGCUGAGGAGGCUCAGCACCGUGCAGGAUUGACCCAGAGGCUGCCCCCGGAGGGUUUGAACUCGGCUCCUGUCCCAAGCAAGAUGGCUCCUUCUUCCGGCCAGACGGACGCUCAGAACGGAGCCGUCCUCCUUAGUUUCUCCAAGACCGACGGGCCAACUUACCAGCUCCAGCUGCAGGAUGAGACGGUGACAGGCCUCUCCACUGUGGGAAAAGUCCUGACUACACGGCAACUGAUCAUCCAGAGGGGAUUGGCCGUUGCAGCUUCCGUCAUCAUCCUGGCCAUCGGAGUCACGAUUCGGUUCUUCACCGUUAAAGAUUAGGGAUAUAUUCACACGCACACACACCUCAUUUUGGUUGGUCCAGGAAGGAGACAGAGGGAAGGGGUCCUGUUUGACUUAGAAGCAAGAAACUGGACCCCAGAAUAGCUGGGCGCAGGGCUGUGUUUUGAUGUCAUCAGCGAGUGCAGGACGGACUUGAACCCAGGACUUGGUGGCGCAAGAAACCCAGGUCUGGCUCAGAGAGGAAUAGCCACACUGCUGCCUGACAGAUGUCACUGUGCUACACUCCCAUCAUCCCUUGCAGUUGGGGGCCAUUUUGGCUGGGGCUGAUGGGAGUUGGAGUCCAACCGUUGCCUACCUUGGCAGGGCAGAAACCAUGCUGCGGAGAGGAAGGGCCGCCUCUCGCUACGUUCUGCUCAAGAGUUGACCAAAACUGAAAUGAAUGGGCCUCCGUCAGCUGUGCCCAUUAAUGUCGAUGGGUCUACUCUGAGUAGGAUGCAACCAUGAAACGAUAUCAAUAAAGCGCUCAAGGCCCAGAGGUCAAAUCAGGAAAAACUCUUAAUCAUUAAAAAGCUUCAACCCACUCUCGUUUAAUCAUGUUAUAUUUGCAGCUUGCGUAAGUUACAAGGAUACACCCACAUUUCUUAAACAUACAGAGAGAGAAAUAUAUCCAUCUUCCCAUAUAAAAUAUUUUGAUAAUAAUUCUAAACUCACGUCAGUUCUUUCGUUCUCUGCAUCUAAAAUACUUUAUGUAAGAAGUGUUUAUUUUGAAGGGAAAAGAAUGAAAGGAAGACAAGUCCUUGGAAAAGGUCAGUUGGAAACAAAUCUAUAGAUCGCUCUGGUUGAAUUCAAUCCACCUUCCAGCACAGAAAUGGGAUGAGUCAGUUGUAGUGAAUCAGACCAGCCUCCACUGGUGCCUUCCAGAGGGUUGGGACUACAAGUCCCAUCGGCCUCAGCCAACCUGAUGGAUUUUGUAGUCCAAAAACAUAUUGGAAGAUGCCAGGUUGCGGAGAGGCUGUAUUAAAACACCCAUCUCGGAAACCUCUCUCUUAAAAAACAAAACCCUUUCUCUUCUCCUCCCUCUUUGCAGUGAACUCUGGGAACUGUAGUUCUGGGAGGGGAACUUGGAAUCUCCUAACAAGUCCCAGCACCCUUAUCCAACUACAGCUCCCA
Molecule: messenger RNA, 3986 nt
Organism: Podarcis muralis (Common wall lizard)
Lineage: Eukaryota; Metazoa; Chordata; Lepidosauria; Squamata; Lacertidae
Source: RefSeq, a predicted model, not a curated record